This is a messenger RNA of Sebastes umbrosus (honeycomb rockfish), 1256 nucleotides long. It is a transcript of the gene lzic, whose product is annotated as leucine zipper and CTNNBIP1 domain containing. The transcript is spliced from 7 exons. The coding region runs from base 252 to 821 and encodes 189 amino acids. The record is from RefSeq and is a predicted model, not a curated record. Gene Ontology annotation, molecular function: beta-catenin binding. NCBI's taxonomy places the organism in Eukaryota, Metazoa, Chordata, Actinopteri, Perciformes, Sebastidae.
CCGCACCCACGCUGCUCCUGAGCUGCGUUCACGAUCACAAAUCUCCACAAACUAACAACGCCCCGUCUGACCAACACUAAACACUCUGUAACCGUCCUGGAAAGUAGUUAUAUAUCCGAGGAAUCUCUGUUAAAGGAUCUAGUUAAUUUUAUUGUAUAUUCGUCAAGCUGGUGCAAAUAUUUAACUCUUUACAACAACUGUUUACAACAAAGAGUCUCCACAGGUUGUGAAUAAGAUUAUUUUAACAAAGCAUGGCUUCUCGGGGGAAAUCAGAAACUGGAAAAUUGAGGCAAAACAUGGAGGAGCAGCUAGACAGACUGAUGCAGCAGCUGGCUGAUCUGGAGGAAUGCAGAGAAGAACUGGAUGAGGAAGAGUAUGAAGAGACGAAAAAGGAAACCUUGGAGCAGCUGAGUGAAUUCAAUGAGUCCCUGAAGAAGAUCAUGACAGGAGACAUGACACUGGUGGAUGAACUCAGUGGGAUGCAGCUGGCAACCCAGGCUGCCAUCAGCCAAGCUUUCAAAACCCCAGAGGUGAUCCGACUGUUUGCUAAGAAGCAGCCGGGACAGCUGAGAACCAGACUAGCAGAGAUGGACCGAGAUGUCAUGGUGGGGAAACUGUCGCGGGCCGUGUACACGCAGCAGAAAAUGGAAAUCCUCACAGCCUUGAGGAAACUUGGAGAGAAGCUCACUACGGAGGACGAGACUUUUCUCAUCGAAAACGCUACAGCUACUCUGAGCCAGUUUGAAAAAGUGACGGCAAACUUAGGCUCCGAAGACAAAAUCCUGGCUUUAGCGAGCUCUGGUGUGAAAACUAAGGCGUAGUAAUCCUACAAAAUGUUCAUUUUAUCUCUGUGUCUUUUAACUAUGUGCCAAUCGAUCGUUGAUUUUUUGUAAAUAACCAGUGCACUUCCAGGUGUUGCUGUAUAGACGCUAACACUUUUUAAACAGUAUUGUUUUAUAGCCCUUGACUUUUUGUAAAUGUCUUUUAUUCGUCCAGAUGUAAAGUUGUAUUAUAGGUACGAGCAUGUGAUUGUGAAUGUGACGACACGUACGUGAAUGUAUAAAUGAUAGUCCGGGCAGUUCAUGAGAAAUACUCAAUGUUGUGAUUUGUGCUGUAUUUCUUAUUGGGUUGCUGCGUCUAUCGGUCUUAAAACCUGCAUCAUUGUUGUUGUUUUUAAGAUUGUUGAUUUCCUGUAUGAGUGCUGCAAAUAUUCAAGAUGUCAUUUUAUUUUAAUUAAACUAUGCUGUUUACAGGGA